Molecule: messenger RNA, 2126 nt
Organism: Macrobrachium nipponense
Lineage: Eukaryota; Metazoa; Arthropoda; Malacostraca; Decapoda; Palaemonidae
Product: solute carrier family 22 member 6-A-like
Exons: 14
Coding region: 857-2032 (391 amino acids)
Biological process (GO): transmembrane transport
Cellular component (GO): membrane
Molecular function (GO): transmembrane transporter activity
Source: RefSeq, a predicted model, not a curated record
AACACCAGUCCCAUGUCAGUAGUGCAGAGGCUGCGACACGGACCAGUAUUGAUUUGUGUCUGUGCACGCAGUAGUGAAUGGUUUAUCGGUUUGCAAUUUUACAAAACUGUGAAUUCGCGAAUCUACCCGAUCCCACCUUCCAGUUUAUUUAACCGCUGACCUAAUAAGAGCUAAGCAAGAUUGCAAAAAAUGGCAUCUGACGCUUGUCUAGACGAUAUGCUGAGUUCCAUCGGCUAUGGCCAAUGGCAAGUUCCCGUUUUGGUGUUGAAUAUUCUUACUCAUUUGGUUAUACCCAUCCACAUGAUGGGGUCAGCUCUUCUAGGCGCUCCUGUUGCAUUCAAGUGUGCACCUGAUUUUUCCUUUCUUCAGAAUUCGUCAAAUUUCUCUUCGUUAAGUUCCUGGCCGUCUAACCUAACAUCUACCGACCCUACAAUCAAUAGGAGCUCCGCAGACCUCCUCUACGACAGCAAGUGCUUAGAUCCUAGGGCGCCCUCUCCAGAAACAAUUAGUCUUCCGGUCAAUGCCGAGGUAUCAGAGGUCACAUGGCGUCCCACUGAAUUGCCCUCUUGCCCUUGGGUGACCUAUGACGACUCCGUCUUCGUGUCGACUGUGAUAACAGAGUGGGACUUGAUCUGCGAGAAGGAGAUGAUGAGACCCUUGUUCCAAAUGAUGUACUCAAUUGGAGCUUUGUUUGGGUCCUUAUUAGGGGGCCAGAUGAGUGACAGCUUCGGGCGUAAAAUAGCCAUCCAGGUGGGAGUGGUCCUCAACGUGAUCGGAGUCGUCACACUGUACACAGUGCCUGUGUAUUCCGGAGCCCUCAUUGCCCGAGCUGCUUUUAGGGGGCGCCUGCAACUUCAUGGUGCUUCCAGCCUUUAGCUUGGCCCUAGAAAUCUCGUCUCCGAAGUAUCGAACGGUCAUUGGCAUGUUGCUGGGCACCUCCUUCUCCAUGGCCAUCAUCCUCAUGGCUGGACUGGGAUUCUUCAUCAGGGUAUGGGAUCAACUGAUGAUUCUGACUGCUGGUGUGCCCCUCAUCGUCUUGGUUCCUCUAUCAUUCUACAUCAACGAGUCCCCAAGAUGGCUGAUUCACCACGGCCGAGGCACAGAAGCUGCGAACAUCAUGACCAGAGCCGUGGCCGAAAACAAAGUGGCAUUUAACGAAACACUUGCUGCAGACAUUGAAGGGCUCAAAGAGAGGACAAACGACAACAAAAAGAAAACCAAAGAGGAGGAGCAGCAGCAGCAUCCAAGGAAAGGUUUGUCUCUCUGGCUCAAAAGAUCUUAUCAGGGGGCAUCUGCCUACUGCCGGUCCGGUCCCCUGAGGAUCAUCUUAUUCAUCACUCCACUCAUUUGGAUCCUACAGGGAUGCUUGUACCUUGGGAUCAUACUCAACGCCAAUAAUUUCACCAGCAACGAUCCAAUCAUCUACGUCACGGUGUCGGGGGUCAUGGACAUCAGUGCGAUUCUGCUGGCCACGCCCUUGAGUAUGAGAUUAGGGCGCCGCGUACUCUGCUUCUUUUGCUUCUUCGCCGCCGGCGUGUUCCUCAUUAUAGAUCUGUUCAUACCUCAAGCACUUCUGUGGUUGAAGUUUACGUUUGUCAUGGCUGCCUUGAUGCUUCUCGCAGCCAGUUUUCAAGUGAUCUUCCUGUACACAACAGAGCUAUUUCCAACUGGGAUGAGAUCGCGAGGCUUCGCUCUAGCAAAUCUAGCAGGCAACAUCGGAUUCUUGGUUGCUCCCAUGAUCACCGAUUUCCUGUCUCAAAUAGCGCCGUGGUCCGUGAGUUUAACCUUUGGCGUGGGAGGCAUAGCGGCUAGCUCUCUUUUCCUGCUCUUGCCGGAGACUCUUCACAGACCGCUUCCAGAGACAAUCCUGGACGUCGAGAAAAGGCAUCUGAGCACCAGAAUCAGCUGCAGGUGGUGGAAAAGGACCACAGACUCGCUGGACGACUCCUCAGAAAUCGAAACUGGGGAAUCCGAAGCCCUCAAUCCUACAGAAAUAUGCACAGAGAAAUCAAUCAACGGAGAUUCUAAAUAAGCGUUUUCUGAGGAGUUUGAGGGAUCACUCCAGUGCCUUCUGUGUCUAAAGCUCAAGAAUUGGCGUGCUAUGAUAGACGAAAUCACCACAUCCU